AUGUUUUGGCCUUCAUAUCCCUAUCAACAAUAUGGGCGAAAUUAUUACAUGGGCCGCUUAAUUGGCGAAGUCAUGCCGUAUUACCAUGAUCAUCAUUUAAUGCGUUUCGGUCGUGAACUAUUAGAAUAUCCUGAUUUUCUAUUUGCCCUACUCAAUAUUCAACCAGGUAUGGUUGUAGCCGACAUCGGUGCUGGUGUUGGUUUCAAUUCAUUACGCCUUGCUCGUUUAGUUGGACCCUAUGGGCGUGUUCUGGCAACUGAUAUUCAACCUCAAAUGCUUAAUCAAUUAGUAUUGAGUGCCGCAAUGGCAGGUGUAUCACAUAAUAUUGUACCUAUAGUAUCUUCUCAUUUUGAUGCCAAUCUUCCACCUAAUUCUUGCGAUUUUAUUAUUUUGGUUGAUACAUACCAUGAAUGUAUAGAUCCGCCAGCGCUUCUACGUGGAUUACAUCAAGCAUUGAAACCCAAUGGUCGAAUUGUUCUAGUUGAAUAUCGUUCCGAAGAUAGUUGGAUGCCUAGCAUGUACAAUGAUCAUCGAAUGUCUUUUCUGCAAGCAAAACUUGAAUUUGAAUGCAAUAGAUUUGCUCUAUCACAAGUUGUUGAGUCUCUUCCUUAUCAACAUGUUCUUAUUUUUAAUAAAGUAUAA
This is a messenger RNA of Rotaria socialis, 642 nucleotides long. Lineage: Eukaryota; Metazoa; Rotifera; Eurotatoria; Philodinida; Philodinidae. The record is from the annotation of a GenBank genome assembly.